GUUCUGAGUAGUGGGUUGGUUAAUCCAAGAAAGCCUCUCUAGCCUAGUCUAGUCUCUAAGCAUGGCUUUAAGUAUGGCUCAAUGCACUCCCCUUGGACCCCUAUCUAUCCUUCUCUUUCCCCUGAGCUUCAUGGCCAGAAUGGCAAGCUCUCUGCUCUCCCUCUCCUUCACCAUUUUCCUUAUCUCUUUCUCCUCUCUCUCCCUCCGAACGCUUGCUUUAUCCUCAGAUACAGAUUCAUUUGUGUUUGGAGGCUGCACCCAGCAGAAAUACACACCCCACUUCACCUGCCCAGAUCCAAACCUCGAUUCCCUUCUCCACUCUCUCCUCCUUAACUCUGCCACUUACUCCUCCUACAACAACUACACCAUCAUGGGCUCAAGUCCACAGGACGUCGUGUACGGGCUUUACCAGUGUCGAGGAGACCUGUCGAUGCCGGACUGCGCCACCUGCGUUGCCCGCGCAGUGAGUCAAACCGGUUCCAUAUGCCCAACCACAUGUGCGACAGCGGUGCAGCUCCAAGGCUGCUUCGUCAAGUACGAUAACGCCACGUUCCUGGGAGUUGAGGAAGAAACUGGUGCUCAAAAGUGCGGGCCGUCGGUGGAGUACGAGAAGGAGGCGGAGAUUGUGGGGCGCAGAGACGCAGUGAUGGCUGGACUGAUGAGCACUGGUGGACCAUUCAGGGUGGGUGGGUCAGGGGAAGUCCAGGGUUUGCGCCAAUGUGUAGGGGACCUCAGCGUCGGAGAAUGCCAGGAUUGUUUGUCAGAUGCAAUCGGACGGCUGAAAAGCGAAUGCGGAGCCGCUGCUUACGGUGACAUGUUCUUAGGCAAGUGCUAUGCUAGGUUCUCCACUGCCGGUGCUGGGGUUCACUCCUAUGCUAAACCCCACAAUGAUAAAUCUAGCAACGACGGUGAGAAGACAUUCGCAAUUAUCAUUGGAUUAUUGGCUGGGAUCGCUCUUCUCAUCAUAUUUCUUGCUUUCCUAAGAAAAGUGUUGGACAGAAAUGGUAAAUAACAUAUCCAACUUUAUCAGAAGGUGAUGGCAUGGAUCUCAAGGCUCAUGGCCAUUUUGCUUUUGGUCGAUUCAUUUGCUUCCCUUUUUCCUCCAUGAUAUUCCACUUUCUUCUACCUUUGCGCCUUCUUUUUGUUGGGUUUUUCUCUACUUUAUUCCUAUAAACUUAUUGAAUUAUUACUCUCCAAAAGGAGAGCGAAGGAAAGAUGGCAAGACGUGGGAUGGGGGGGCAUGCACUCAAUACAAAGUUUAAAAGGGACCGAGAAAAGAGGCCAAGAUUCCACUUAAACAAAGUUGGGUUGUCUUAAUGUGAGAAAAGAAAUGGCAUUUUAUAUUCUUUUUGUAAA
Molecule: messenger RNA, 1356 nt
Organism: Theobroma umbraticum
Lineage: Eukaryota; Viridiplantae; Streptophyta; Magnoliopsida; Malvales; Malvaceae
Gene: PDLP7
Product: plasmodesmata-located protein 7
Cellular component (GO): plasmodesma
Source: RefSeq, a predicted model, not a curated record